Trichoderma asperellum CBS 433.97 is the source of this 378-nucleotide messenger RNA. It is a transcript of the gene MPC1, whose product is annotated as pyruvate transporter mpc1. NCBI's taxonomy places the organism in Eukaryota, Fungi, Ascomycota, Sordariomycetes, Hypocreales, Hypocreaceae. Gene Ontology annotation, cellular component: mitochondrial inner membrane. Gene Ontology annotation, biological process: pyruvate import into mitochondria. The record is from RefSeq and is a predicted model, not a curated record.
AUGGCUGCGCUCGCAAAGGCUAUCAACGCCAAGAUCAGGUCCAACCCGGUGUUGAGCUAUGUUUGCACAACUCACUUUUGGGGACCUGUUUCAAACUUUGGCAUUCCCAUUGCUGCUGUGCUGGAUACCCAGAAGAGCCCUGAUCUGAUCUCCGGACAGAUGACCGCCGCCCUUACUGUCUACUCUAUGACCUUUAUGCGAUACGCUCUUGCUGUCUCUCCCAAGAACUACCUCCUGUUCGGAUGCCACGUUGUCAACUCAUGCGCCCAGCUCACCCAGGGCUACCGAUACCUGUCAUACCACCACUGGGGUGGAAAGGAGAAGAUGGCUUUGGAUAAGGGUGUCGAGGCUGGCAAGGAGACAGCACCUAGCAAAUAA